Cynara cardunculus var. scolymus (artichoke) is the source of this 630-nucleotide messenger RNA. Its product is annotated as pectinesterase inhibitor 9-like. Gene Ontology annotation, biological process: negative regulation of catalytic activity. Bases 1 to 630 code for a protein of 209 amino acids. Gene Ontology annotation, molecular function: enzyme inhibitor activity. NCBI's taxonomy places the organism in Eukaryota, Viridiplantae, Streptophyta, Magnoliopsida, Asterales, Asteraceae. The transcript has a single exon. The record is from RefSeq and is a predicted model, not a curated record.
AUGGCACAAAAUUUUCUCCCUUUCUUGGUUUUCUCUCUCACCAUCUUCUUGAUUUUGACCAUUGUCGAGUCUCGUUCUCGUGCUAGAAUGUACGUUGGAUCACAGUGUCGAUCAACGAUACAUCCUGAUCUAUGUGUUCAAACACUUUUACCUUACGUAACCAAAACCGGACUACCAAGUCCGAAACUAUUAGCUCAAGUUUCACUGGCCUCAUGUCUAUCAAAAGCUCGGUUCACCAAGACCUAUAUGAACAUGGUAGCGAAGAAACUCAAUGAAACGAAGAACUCUGAAGACUAUCAAGCAAUGGCAGAAUGUCUUCAUCAAAUCAGCGAUGGAGUGAACCAAAUCACGCAAUCGUUUAAGGAGUUACAACAAAUGGGAAAAGAUGGGGAUGAUAACUUUUUGUGGCACGAGAGUAACGUGCAAACUUGGGUCAGUGCGGCCUUGACGGGUGCCACAACGUGCAUGGACGGGAUUGUGGUGGAUGGAAUAGAUACUAGCGAAAAGGCUAUGAUCAGAGCAAGGAUCUUGAAGGUGAAACAACUGGCUAGCAAUUAUCUUGCGUUGUUUACUCAUUUCACGACAAGAUAUCGUGCUUCACAUGGUAUCAAAAUCCCUAAUCGAUCAUAA